AUUCUUGGCGUAACGAUGUCUUUCAUAAUCGAUGAAAAUCCUCACUUUGAUUUCUUACUUUUACCUCAGAACGGUUACUUACUUUCGAUUACAGAGAAUACAAGUAGAAAUAGUAAAGACUACAAAAUGAAUCCCAGUGACACGAAUGGAACAACUUUUAAACCAGUUACUCACGUUAUAUUUGAUAUGGAUGGAUUACUCUUGAAUUCUGAAGAAAGCUAUUACAAAAUAGAUCUAGCAGUAAUUGAUCAAUUUGGCAAAACAGCACCAGAUCACCUCCAACAAGAAGUAUUAGGUUUUUCGGACAUCGAUUGUGCCAAAAAAGUCGUUAAAAUUUGCGAACUACCGAUUACGCCGGAAGAAUACGUCAAAGAAACUAAAAAAUUUACUCACUUAUUGAAAGAUGUUACAUUAUUACCAGGUGCUGAAAGAUUAAUUAGACAUUUAGCUAAACAUAAUAUUCCGAUUGCGAUCGCUACAAGCAGUGGCACUAGUAGUGUAGAAGCUAAAUUACAGAACCAUCAAGAACUGUUCAGUUUAUUUCGUCACAUGGUGAUGGCAAGUAGUGAUCCUGAAGUAACUAAAGGUAAACCUCAUCCAGAUAUAUUUCAAAUUUGUGCUAGGAGGUUUCCUGAUAAUCCAGAUCCUGAAAAGUGCCUGGUCUUUGAAGACGCUCCGAGCGGUGUUACUGCAGCAAGAAAAGCUGGCAUGCAAGUUGUAUUCGUUCCAAACGAACGUUUAAAAAUCGUACAAAGAGAAAUUGCCACCUUAGUACUCAAUUCAUUGCUCGAAUUCGUACCGGAAGAAUUCGGUUUACCUCCAUUUUAAAAACGUUUCGAAAAAAUCAAUAAAAUUAUUGUGUGAAAGUAAAAAGUAAAUUGCAUUUACAACCAUCGUUUAUUUCAAU
Messenger RNA from Planococcus citri (citrus mealybug), 907 nucleotides. Its product is annotated as probable pseudouridine-5'-phosphatase. Gene Ontology annotation, molecular function: phosphatase activity. The transcript has 4 exons. NCBI's taxonomy places the organism in Eukaryota, Metazoa, Arthropoda, Insecta, Hemiptera, Pseudococcidae. The coding region runs from base 16 to 828 and encodes 270 amino acids. The record is from RefSeq and is a predicted model, not a curated record.